Messenger RNA from Porites evermanni, 2799 nucleotides. NCBI's taxonomy places the organism in Eukaryota, Metazoa, Cnidaria, Anthozoa, Scleractinia, Poritidae. The record is from the annotation of a GenBank genome assembly.
UCCCUUAUUACUUUAAACGUCAACGGCCUUCGUGACGUUGACAAGUGUGCUGGUGUUGUUCAUUGGCUUCAGUCUCUGCCCUCUCCGGUUGAUGUUGUUUGUUUGCAAGAGACCCACUGCACUUCUGUUGAGGAGUGUCCUAGGUGGUUCUCUACUAUGGGGCUUUCAUGUGUUGCUUCUUUCGGAUCCUCGCAUUUGUGUGGGACUGUUGUGCUGUACCAUCCUCGGUUAUCUCUUGCUCGUUCGUGGACGAAUGAUGUUGGUCGGUUCGUGCAGUAUGAGCUUACUUUUCAGACCAAACUCUUUCGCGUGGCUUGUGUUUAUGCACCAAAUCGGAAUCCUGCUCGGGAUGAUUUUUUUCCAGAUGUUGAGUCUCACGUUGACCCUUUGGUUCCUACAUUGCUCUGUGGGUACUUCAAUACUGUUUUUGACCGUCUUCUUGACCGGGUGGGUUCUGACCCUUUUGAUAUUCUUCGUGAGAGCUCUGCUUCUCUCUCUCGCCUUUUUUCGUCCUGCUGUGUCCUUCAUAUUUGGCGUUAUUUGCAUCCGUCCACUAAGAGUUUUACUUGGUCUCGGUGGAACGGCCUUCUUGCCUCCCGUAUUGAUCUCUUCGGUGUUCCUUUUUCUUGGGUUUCUGCUGUCUCUGCCUGUGAUAUCCAUCCUUUUCCGUUUUCUGAUCACUGUGCGGUUCACCUAUCUGUCUCUGUCCCGAGGCCAUUGUCCCGGGUCCUGGACUCUGGAAGUUAAAUCUGGCUGUUCUCGAUGAACUGGAGUAUGUUACCUUAAUCUCCGAUUUUUGGGCCUUUUGGCAUUCGCAAGCCUUUGCUUUUUCUUCCUUGGAUGAUUGGUGGGAUGAGGGAAAGCGGGAGAUAAAGCGUCUAUCUAUUGAUUACUGUAAGAAGCAUGCGUCUGCCAGGAGAGCUGAGAGAGACCUGGUUCGGUUAGCUGAUUUCUUGAAACAGGGUGUGGAUUCUGGUGCUAUGUUCUGUUUUGGUCCUUAUCAGUUUACCCUGUCCAGCCUUGCCAAGUUUGACCUAGAUGCGGCGCAUGGUGCUCAGGUUCAUAGUUGUACCCGCUGGGUUGAGGAGGGUGAGUCCUCCUCUUCUUACUUUUUCCGUCUAGUAAAGAAGCAAGGGGCUGAACGUUUAGUGUCUGCCUUACGUCUAGAUGAUGGUUCUAUUGUUAACUCCGCUCCGGAUGUUGUUGACUUUUCGCAAAUUUUUAUUCUACUCUCUUUACUGCGGAAGAAGUUGACCGUGUUUCUCAGGAAGAGCUUUUAUCAAAGAUCUCUGCGCGUUUGUCUACUGAUCAGUUGGAGGUUUGUGAGGGUGUGCUGUCAGUUGAUGAAUGUUUUUCUGCUCUUAAGGGGAUGGCUUAUCGUAAGGCUCCUGGAAAUGAUGGUCUCCCGAUGGAGUUUUAUGUAAAGUUCUGGCAGGUUUUGGGGGCUGAUUUCGUAAGAGUUCUUAACUCUUGCUUCAUAAAUCGUCGCUUGUCCAAAUCUCAGCGUAGAGGUGUUAUUUCGUUAUCCUUCAAGAAAGGUGAUACGCUGGACCCCGGAACUGGAGGCCAAUAUCGUUGCUUAAUGUGCAUUAGAAGAUUGCGUCCAGGGCGAUUGCUGGCCGUCUGUUGAAAGUUUUACAUGUUGUGGUGGGUAAGGAUCAAAUGUGUGGUGUCCCUGGACGUUUCAUCGGGGAAAAUGUUGCGUAUCUGCGAGAUGUUGUUGAUUAUGUUUCUCAGGCUGGGGUCUCUUGCGCCAUUCUCUCUUUAGAUCAAGAGAAGGCUUUUGACCGUAUUGACAGGUCAUUCAUGAGGGCCACUUUGUCUUCGAUUGGUUUUGGCCCUUCUUUUAUUGGCUGGAUUGAUCUAUUCUACAGUGGUUCGCAGAGUGCGGUCAAUGUCAAUGGGCACGUCUCGCCUUAUUUCUCUCUGUCUCGUGGCGUUCACCCGGGAUGUCCUUUAUCGUCUUUGCUUUAUGUUAUGGUGGCUGAGGUUUUGGCUCGCAAUAUUCGUUCUCACUCCGACAUCUCUGGAUUAUCUCUCCCCGGUUCUGUGGUCCCUUUGCCCCCUCUGUCGCAGUAUGCGGAUGAUGCUUCUGUUGUGGUCACGUCCGAUGAAGCCAUCACUGCUACUUUUGAAGUGUAUGAUCUUCAUGAAAGAGGAUCUGGGGCUAAGCUCAACCUGACUAAGUGCAAGGGUCUUUGGCUUGGUGCGUGGAAUGGUAGGACGGAUGCUCCUGUUGCUAUUGAAUGGGGUUCCGUCAUGGUCAAAAUUUUGGGGGUUUUUCUUGGCCCUUUUGUCCCUGAGGAAGAUAACUGGUGUCCUCGCAUCACUGUUGUCCAGAAUGGUCUGUCAUCGUGGCGUCAGCGAUGUUUAUCCUACCGCGGGAAGGCUCUGGUGAUUAAUGCUUUGGCACUUUCAAGGAUUUGGUAUGUGGCGUCUGUGAUUCACAUGCCUCAGUGGGUGUUGAGUGAGUUGAACAAGGCAGUUUUUAAUUUUAUCUGGAAUGGCAAACCUGAUCUCGUUACUAAGGAUGUUAUUGCCCAACCUCCCUCAAGUGGUGGUUUUUCAGUCAUCAAUAUUCAGCUGAAGGUCUGGGCUCUUCUGCUUCAAUGGGUGAAGCAUUUUUUGUUGUCCCGUCAACAUGGGUUUCCUAUUUUUCGUUCUGGUGUGGCCAAGGCUUUGCUGCCUCUCCUGUUCAGGUUUUAUCCAGCCCGCCUUGUUUCUCUGGUUCGGGUGGGCUGCCGGUUUUCUAUCUUGCUCUCCUCUCUGCUUGGAGGUCUAUUGGUGGUUCUUUCUUGA